Molecule: messenger RNA, 204 nt
Organism: Bipolaris victoriae FI3
Lineage: Eukaryota; Fungi; Ascomycota; Dothideomycetes; Pleosporales; Pleosporaceae
Exons: 2
Coding region: 1-204 (67 amino acids)
Source: RefSeq, a predicted model, not a curated record
AUGGUCAAAUGCCCAGAAUGCGAAGCAAAUGCCGAUCUAACAAAAGACGGCGCAUGGGCGCAUUGCGCUUCUUGUAAUACAAUUUUCCAGCCAGGCAAAGAAGGGAGCCACUAUCGCGGCGGGGGCAGCGGAUCUGGCGAUAAGGAAGAAACGAAAAAGGGCGAAAGUAGUAGUGAGAGUAAAGAUGAUGGGAAGGGGAAUUAG